Messenger RNA from Adineta ricciae, 1473 nucleotides. The record is from the annotation of a GenBank genome assembly. NCBI's taxonomy places the organism in Eukaryota, Metazoa, Rotifera, Eurotatoria, Adinetida, Adinetidae.
AUGAAGUUCUUGCUUAAUACAAUUGACUCUUCACUUAAAGAUGGUUCAAUUUUGUACAUGAAAGUGAUAAAUCAACAUGCAGAUAUUCAACCAAGAAUUAUUUCGUGCCCUUCACCAAAGCAAACACGAUAUGAGAAAACAAAGUAUAUUUUUAAUCUUGAUCUUUGGAGAUACUUAGUAGCCAAAGAUCAGCUUUAUGUGAAAAAUCGCGAAAAGCCUUGGUGUGAUGUUCCAAAAGAAUUACAAGUUAUUACAAAUGCUCUUUGUCAAUUCUAUGGAACACCUAGUUGUACUCGUCUUCCAUGUCAUAUGAUUUAUUCCUCAUCAGAUACAUUAACCAAUAUUGACUGUGCUUCCAAUGGACAAAUCAGCACAAAGGUUUCUACGAAGAGAAACAAGAAGUUUCAAUGCAAAAGAGGUUAUUCGUUGGAUCUGUUUAUGAAAGAUAACGAAAAUCAAUCAUAUCCAUCGAUUAUUGCUGAUCCAUUCACACCAAUAACGAAUAGUUUCUAUGUGAAAGUUUUACAUAAUCAAUAUCGAAGUUGUAAUUCUAUGUGGGGAAUGAUUCAGACUCAUGAAUCGUUGAGUUACUAUCCUUGGAGUGGUGAUCGUGAAAAAAUGAAACUAUUUGAUGUUACUUUCGGUUAUGAUCGAUCCGUUUACGAUUUUGUACCACCACCUUGGUUGAUUAAUUAUAUUGAUGGAAUUGAUCAAACACCAAAAAGACUUUCUCUGAAACAAGUGAUGACAAAUAAGAAACCGAUCAAUUCGCCGUCCAACAGAGAUGAUUAUUGGAUUAAUCAACAAACAAAUUCGAUUCAAUCAUCGUAUGUCAAAGCAUCAAUUCUCUGGAUGAAUAGCAACUGUCAAACAAUUUCAAAGCGAACACAAUAUGUAGAACAGAUGAUGAAAUUCAUCGACAUUGACAACUUUGGAUUAUGUGGUACAAAUAUUCGACCUUUACCUCAACAUAUCAUUGAUCUUGAAGGUUCAAAGACAAGAAAUGAACAAAACCGCAAUAGCUAUAAUUGGGAAGCGGGAAAACUUGCACUUACAAGUGAUUAUCUCUUCACCAUCGCUAUUGAAAAUAGUCGAAGUUAUGAUUAUGUAACAGAAAAACUUUGGCAACCAUUACUUGUUGGAAGUGUUCCAAUUUACCUUGGUGCACCAAACAUUGAAGAUUGGUUACCUUGUCGAACUGAUUGUAUCAUUGAUUUAAGAAAAUUUAAAACACCAAAAGAUGCUGCAUUGUUUAUCAAAAAUGUGGCAAAGAAUCGAACAUUGUAUGAAAGUUAUCAUCAAUGGAGAAAUGAAGAAAUUCCUGAUAAACUAAAGAAGAUGUUAAAAUACUUUUCAUCGAUGAGAAAUUACAGUUUAGAAUGUGUUUUAUGUGAAAUGUCAAAACGUGUUGAUGAAGGACAAAGUGCAAAAGAAACGAAGAAAAAGAUUUUAGAUAUUGUUGGUCAUUUGUAA